AUGGACUUAUACCCUAACCCCACCACAACCAAAAGUCCAGAUGACUCUGAAUUUGAUACCCCACCACAUACUCAACCCAUUGAGCCCUUCUUAUCCUUCACCAACGGCGCAAUCAAGAAGAACCACCACUGCUACUCACCACCUCCUGUGUUUGUGGUGACUUACAAAGAAUGUUUGAAGAACCACGCUGCCAGCUUGGGGGGACAUGCCGUGGACGGCUGUGGAGAGUUCAUGCCUUCUCCUUCCGCCACCACAGCGGAUCCCACCUCCCUGAAAUGCGCUGCAUGUGGCUGCCACCGGAAUUUCCACCGCCGUGAGCCUAAUGAUCCCUCCCCCACCAGUAUUAUCCCUCCUCUUUUUUAUUUCCACCGCCCACCUGGCCGACCUUCACCUUCCCCCUCCCCACCACCACUACAACCCAACAUGUUAUUGGCUCUUAGCAUGGCGGUGCCGGAGGACCACCACCAGGCUCCGGCGACGCCAUCAGAAUUCAAGACAGAGAACCUAUCUGGACGAAAGCGAUUCAGAACAAAAUUUAGCCAGGAGCAGAAGGAUAAAAUGCACUCUUUUUCAGAAGAACUUGGGUGGAAAAUGCAAAAAUGUGAUGAAUCAAAAGUUGGAGAAUUCUGCAAUGAAAUAGGAGUUUCAAGAGGUGUACUCAAGGUUUGGAUGCACAAUAACAAGAAUAUUUUUGCAAAAAAAGGAGAUUAA
Molecule: messenger RNA, 711 nt
Organism: Fraxinus pennsylvanica
Lineage: Eukaryota; Viridiplantae; Streptophyta; Magnoliopsida; Lamiales; Oleaceae
Source: the annotation of a GenBank genome assembly